AUGAAAGGUCCGGAGGGUUACGAGUUGCUCCCCCAGUCGUACACAGGGUCGCACUGGCGCGAUGAAGAGAAAAUACUUACCUUGCAGCACGGUCGCACGCUGGCAUACACAUCUGUCGGGGAUCCAGACAGUCAGACAGUUAUCCUCUCAUUCCACGGCGGCAUGUCCAUCGGAUUCGUCCGCACUCAGGAUCUCGCGCCUACCUUAGUCGCCAAAAAGGUCCAUUUCGUUGCACUCACACUGCCGGGUUGGGGUAGUACUUCCAGCCCACGCGGGCAGACGUCCUACGCCUCAUGCGUCAUCUCGGACGUUGUCGCUCUGCUGAACCACCUGUACUCGGAUACCACCAAGCUGCGUAUAUACGUAGCCGGUCUGGUAUUUGGCGCCUUCGCAGCUCAGAUCCUGUACCACGCACCUUUCGACCAAUUCCCGCUUGGACGCCAAAUAGUCGCCAUGUUUCUGCGACAUCCCUGCUCGCCCAAGCAGUACAACCUUGUCGAACCUAGUGCGGUAGUAACGACCUCGGCGCCGCGCGCUGUAUUCUGGUAUCUUGAGCUGCUCAUGCGCUUUCGAUUGCGGAGCGUAGACAGCGCGGAACACUGGAUUCGCAAGGGGUCGUCGAAGUUGAGCGCCGCGCACAAAGAGAAGUACGUACGCUGGCUCGCCGAUCGUGGAUACACAGAGGCGGAGUAUACACGCGACCUGGCGGAGCGCACGGUCUAUAGCGUGAGCAAGACAUGGCAGGGACUCCGCAUGACGCGUGAGGUGAUGAAAUGGGAAUGGGGCACGUUUGACCCCGCGUCGUUGGAUAAGGAGCACGCUUCGAGGCCUAUCCUCAUCGUGAGUCCUAGAGGUAGCCGGAUGACACAGUUCUUGGUGGAGAGUUACAAGAAUGUGCAGGCUGUGUAUUGUAACACUGUACUUGAUAUGAGUAUGUGGAACUCGGAUGGUUUCUGGUCGAAGUUACUCGAUAACACAGAAUAG
This is a messenger RNA of Postia placenta MAD-698-R-SB12, 984 nucleotides long. RefSeq lists its product as hypothetical. The coding region runs from base 1 to 984 and encodes 327 amino acids. The record is from RefSeq and is a predicted model, not a curated record. The transcript has a single exon. NCBI's taxonomy places the organism in Eukaryota, Fungi, Basidiomycota, Agaricomycetes, Polyporales, Adustoporiaceae.